AUGAAGCUGCUACAAAGUGAAAAAUUUGGACGAUGUUAUUACUUUCAAAUUAUUCGAUUUGCCCUGUCUUUGCAUGGCAAAUCUCCAGCUGCAUACCGUGAACUCAGGGACAGUGGUGCUCUCAUUUUGCCCAGUGAACGUGUCUUAAGAGACUUCAAAAACUAUUUGAAAUCCAAAGCAGGCAUAAACAUUGAGAACAUUGAUAAUCUCAAAGAGAAGGCAUCACCACUCUCUGGAAUUCAGCGCUAUGUGGUUUUGGUGAUGGAUGAAAUGAAAAUUCAGUCCAACCUUGUAUUUUUCUACAGUGAUCAAGAGUUUGCUCUGCACACAUUACCAAAGCUUUCUCUUGAUCACAUUGUACUUACGUCCUACAGCAAGAUGAAGGUGAGGUUGGCAACACAAGUCCUAAGUAAGUCUGUUGCUUUCGCGUUGGAGGAAAGUGGGAAAGAUGAUGUCACAGGUACAGCCCAAUUUUGUAGGAUGAUGAAUGAUUUCUUUGACUGUGCAAAUGUAAGGUCUCUGACUGAACAUGUCAGGAAAAGAAAUCAUCUCAUCAAACCCUAUGAAAUGCAAGAUGAUGAGAGAUUGACGUGGCUAAAGGAUGUCUUCCUGAAAUACUUAGAUGAUUGGAGAGCGAGCACCAUGCAACGAGAGGGAAAUUAUUCUGCUGAUGACAGAGGAAAGAUGUUCCUUUCACUUCAGACCUACAAAGGUUUGAAAAUUUGUGUACACUCACAUAUUGAAGCAAUUCAGUUUUUGCUUGCUGAAGGGUUUCAGUAUGUCCUCAGUGAACGAUUUAUGCAAGAUGUUCUAGAGGACUACUUUGGGCAUCACAGAGCUAAAAGUGGUCACUCAGACAACCCCACAGCCCAGCAGUUUGGGUAUAACGACCUCACCAUUGCUGCACAAAGAGACAUUGCGCCUGUUAUUAGAGGGAAUGUUGGUGGCAAGUAUGAAGAGAAAAAGUGGUUUCAGGUUGGUGAUGAACCAGUGAAAAAAAGGAGAAAACCAAAAAAGUGA
This is a messenger RNA of Dendronephthya gigantea, 1020 nucleotides long. RefSeq lists its product as uncharacterized. The record is from RefSeq and is a predicted model, not a curated record. NCBI's taxonomy places the organism in Eukaryota, Metazoa, Cnidaria, Anthozoa, Malacalcyonacea, Nephtheidae. Bases 1 to 1020 code for a protein of 339 amino acids. The transcript has a single exon.